Molecule: messenger RNA, 348 nt
Organism: Peromyscus californicus insignis
Lineage: Eukaryota; Metazoa; Chordata; Mammalia; Rodentia; Cricetidae
Product: palmitoyl-protein thioesterase 1-like
Exons: 3
Coding region: 1-348 (115 amino acids)
Source: RefSeq, a predicted model, not a curated record
AUGGUGUUACCUGGUUCCCAGUGGCUCCUGUCUGUCUGUCUUCUGUCCUGGUGUUGUGAUGCCUGGGAGCUGAGGAGUGUAGACCCAGAGUCAGAAUCACCAACACCUCUGGUGAUCUGGUAUGAGGAAGGAGACAUGAUAAACAUAGACACCCUGAAAAAGGUUGUUGAAAAGUCAAUACCUGGAAUGUACAUUGUGCCUCUAGAGAUUGGGAAGAACCUGAUGGAGGAUGUGGAGAACAACGUCUUGAAUGCCAGUUCUGAAGUGUGUGAGAUUCUUGCUAAGAAUCCUAAAUUGCAGCAAGGGUACAUUGCUGUUAUUGUCUCUAAAAAAAUCCAGAUGCUGUAA